CCGCAGGAUCAGGCAGGCAGGCAGAGGAAACACCUGUGGAGGGCGAGGGGCCUCCCUCGGCUCGAAGGACAUAAGCCGGGCGAGGGGAGGGGUGCGGUUUCCAGAAUGCAACAGGGUGUCGCCCCCCACUAGUCCACCUUCUGGUCUUCCUCCUGUGCGCAAGCCCCCUUUGGGUACAACAAUGGAUCUUGUCCUGGCAUAUGCAGAUGACUCCGUUUUGACGCCAUAUGUUUAUCCAGCAGCAUGGCCAGAAGAUAACCCUUUUCGACAGUUUAUUAGCCUUAUUGUCAUAACAAAUGUGGGUGCUCUUGUCCUUUAUUUUCUGAUUGGCAGUCUCAACUACUACUUCAUAUUUGAUCACUCGCUAAAGAAACAUCCUCAGUUUUUGGAGAAUCAAGUGCAGCGUGAAAUCAAAUACACUCUCAAAUCAAUGCCAUGGAUCAGUGUCCCCACUGUUGCCAUCUUCUUUGCUGAAGUCAGAGGCUACAGCAAACUCUAUGAUAACAUUGAAGACUCUCCUUAUGGUUGGUUUGGUGUUAUCCUCAGCAUGCUCUCUUUCCUCUUCUUUACUGAUAUGUGUAUCUACUGGAUUCAUCGAUUUCUUCAUCAUAAGCUCUUGUAUAAGCGUUUGCACAAGCCCCAUCACGUGUGGAAGAUCCCAACUCCAUUUGCAAGCCAUGCUUUUCACCCAAUGGAUGGCUUCCUUCAAAGCGUCCCUUAUCACAUCUACCCAUUCCUUUUCCCCCUGCACAAGGUGACCUAUUUGGGCCUCUAUGUCUUCGUCAAUAUCUGGACAAUCUCCAUCCAUGACGGGGACUAUCAUGUUCCUGGCGUACUGAAGGAAAUUAUCAAUGGUGCCGCCCAUCACACUGAUCACCAUUUGUACUUUGAUUACAACUAUGGCCAGUAUUUCACGCUCUGGGAUAGAAUUGGGGGCUCAUACAAAAACCCUUCUGCUUUUGAAGGGAAAGGGCCCCAUGAUUAUUUGAAAAAGCUAAUAGAAAGCAAAUCGAGCAGUUUUAAAAAUGGCUGUGGGGAUGAGGGAGUGCUAGAGGAAGGCAGUUUUAAAAAUAAAUAGGCCUCUCCCUUUCCAAGGAUAGGAAAGCCCUAUAUGCAUUAUUUUUAAAUAACUGUAUAUAAACUUCCCUUUCCUGUAACACAACUGGGAGACAGGCAACUGUAGACAUCACUCAGAAAUCUUGGUGAUGGAAUUAUAUAGUUGAUAAUUAAGUUGUUCUGUAAUGAAGACUAUGCUUGGUAAGGCAGAAAUACAUUAAGUUGUGAGUUGCAAAGCAACAACUUUGUUGGAUACAGUAAUGGAGAAAAUGCCUGUAGCUGAUGAUGCUAAUGGUAAGUUAAUUUGGGAACACUGCUUUUUCUUGCACGAUACAUAGGAGCCGAAACCUGACAUGAACUCUGUUGCCAUUGGAAUAAGUUUAGAAGCCAUUUGCUUCUUUGUGUGACCCUUAACACUCUUGAAUCCAUAGUUUGCAGUUCAGUUGUAAUUCCAGCAAGAUGGUAUAAGUCAAUGUGUGGAGUUGACAAACUAGACAGCAGCCUUUGUGACUGCAUUUACUAGCGUGAAAAUGGGCUUGCAGGAUGAAUAUCAAACAUGCAACAUUCAUGUCACUUUCUGUUUUCCAAGUGCCCCAGUUUAUCAGAUAAGAUAAAACGGGUGGUUUUUCAUGUCCAGAUUGCUUUAUAGGUGGUUUUCAAAAGAUGCUCCCUAACGUUUUAGAAAAUAUGUGUUGAAAUGCCCUUUUUUCUUGUACAGCAAGGUUGAUGCCUGGCUUCUGUUGUGGAGUAGAUACUUGUUUGGUAUUUCAAUGUCCCUCUGUUGAAAGCAUCAUAUAAUGCAAAUGCAGAAAAUAAGGCAAAGGAACUAUUGCUAUGUUUUCAGAAUGCCUUUGUUAUACUUUCAGGAAUCCUUUGGAUGAUUAUCUUAUAGGGAAUCGCAAUGAAGCAUACGGUAACAUUGCCUUUCCAUAGAGUGCAUUGUAUAUUAGAAACAAAGCAAUGUGAUCUAGUUAAAGACAAAAAUGAUCAGAUUCUCAAGGUUGUAGAGCGCUCUUUGCAAUUCUCAAGGGGCCAUAUGAGAGUGAAGGGGACAGAGGUUUGGUCAAGUGGAAAAAAAGCCGUCUUAGGAAGUUUUUUUAAAGAGCUGAAUCCCAUUGCGGAGUUGGCUUCCAUUUUGAGCCUUGUCAGUGGCUCCAGUUCACCAGUAAGUUUAUAUUAGUGGUGCUUGCAUUAGUCAACUUAUUAGUAGAUUAAACCCAGAACAUUUUCUAAGCUGUCUCAUUGGCUCUUCAUUUUCGCAAUUUGCUGUUACUUUCUUUCCUCUCAGCAUGUGUCACUUUGAAGUCUAAAUGCCAAAAACAUUCAUUUCAACAGUGCUAUGCCUUACUGCUUUGAUAUAGACAAAUACAUAGAAUUUCAGAGACGUUGCAAAAAAGAAGUUCUCUGUUUGAUAAUUAUAUCAUAUGAAGGAUUGUGUUUUCUGGUUAAGCCAGGCAGCAGCCUGUGAAAACUGUCUUUUUCUUUUUUUAAAAAAAGGUUUUCAAGAGAUAAAAGCACGACUGCUAUUAAAGUUAUGAAGCUUUACAAAUUACCUACAAAUUAAUGGAAGUUGUGAGCUUUCUAGAACUACAUAAGGCAUAUGUCACAAGUAAGUUUGCUUGUGUGUGCCGUUUUCCUUGUAUCCAGAACUUGGUAAAGAAGCAAAAAAUAUCCACUGAAGAUUUGAGACCAAAACUUUCUGGCCUUCAGAAUAAAGGAGGGCAGGAAGUGCCCCCCCCACACACACACCAAUUGAGACCAUGCCAUAUUAUAGAGGUGAGUCAUUGAUGACUGUAGUAAACGACUUUGGGUCCUUUUUUGGGCAGCCCUUCCACCAAUUAGGUUAAUUGCAUCCAUUCAUGCUGGGGAGCAACUUAGUGCUACUUAGUAAUACUAUGUAUAUGUGGUGAUAAUUGUAUUUUGCAAGGAUACAGCUUGAAUUUUUUUUUAAGCCCCCCAUUAUUGUGCAUGACAUUUUGUGGGCAGAAAUCAUAAGGGUCCUGUUGGAGAGGAACUUCCAUUGAUUAGGCAACAAAGCAUCUUCAUAGUGAAUGCCUCACUGUCCUUUCACAUAACCCCCAGCACUUAUGAAACAAAUCCCAUAGUAAUUCUUUUGCUCUCCGACAUCCACGUCCUUGCUUGGGUAGGAACAGGGAGAAGGUGAAGAAAGCUGAGUUCAGGUUGCUGUUGUUUUUUAAUGUGGAAAGCUAUCUCUACUGUUGAGAGGAUCAUGAAUAAUUCCACCCUACUAAAGGAUCUGAACACCUUGUGUUUUUCCUUCUCUUAAAAUACAUAUAUGCAUCUCUUCAGCUGAAGAUGCAAAUUAACACAGGCUGCGUGAGAUUCAGUCUAGGGGUUCUUGAAAGCUGCCACUGAAUAAGGAACUGCUGAAGCCAUCUGACAUUAUUUGAAGAUCCGUCGUUGACUGUUGCAGUAGAGAGAAGUCAGCUGGUUCUGACUGGAGUAUUUGGGACAAUGAUCAAGAGGAAGGCAGUGAGAAAAUCUUGUUUACCGGUAUAUUUUAUGUGGCUGUGGGGAUCUCUGAUGCGUGUGCACAGCUAUCUUACCUGUUGGUAUGUUUUAAUGGCCAUGCGAGCUCUUGUCUUGGCUGUGCCCAUCACUGGAAUGCAGCUGCUGGAGGGUUAGGCAAGAGCAACUGCAGGCCAAAAAUAGGUUACUCACCUUUGGUUUGAAGUGGCAAGUUUGCAGAAAGGGUUCUGCCCCCACUCCAAACCUUGGCAUAACCAUUAGUUAAGUCAGACAUUCUGUCUGUCUCUUUCCUAAAGAGUUACAAAACAAACAGGGAUAAUAGGGGUUUGUAUUUGGUUGUCUGUAAAUAAUAAAAAAGUGACUGUAGCUUCGAAUGGCUGUCGAAUGGAGUUGUUGAUCUGCUUGUUGAUCACUCAUACUAAUGUUUCCUGGUGACAAAUAAUAAAGAAUUUUGAAAGGAA
Messenger RNA from Lacerta agilis (Sand lizard), 4007 nucleotides. It is a transcript of the gene SC5D, whose product is annotated as sterol-C5-desaturase. The record is from RefSeq and is a predicted model, not a curated record. NCBI's taxonomy places the organism in Eukaryota, Metazoa, Chordata, Lepidosauria, Squamata, Lacertidae. Gene Ontology annotation, molecular function: iron ion binding; oxidoreductase activity. The coding region runs from base 182 to 1078 and encodes 298 amino acids. The transcript is spliced from 5 exons.